AUGUUUUAUUCCUUCUUUUAGCAUCCACACUUCACUUCCCCAACACAAAAUCCAAAUCUUCAAUUGUCUCAUAAACAAUCAAAAUCCAUAUAUAGAGCUGCAAAAAGCAGCUUUACAUAAACAAAAAAAAAAUGGUUAGAAUUUUACCUAUGGCCUCUUCAAUUAGGCCUUCACUUACAUCCUUCAAGUUUUCUGGCUCUUCAAGAUUCUGUGUUUCUCUUUUAUCUAACAAUUCUACAAGGAAAUUCACUUAUUGUAAUCUUGGUACUGCGGUUCCGCAGUUGCAAUCUUUUGGCCUUAAAGCUUCUAAGCUGUUAAGAGAAAACGGAGGCAGUUUGUCGGUUAGUGCUGCAGGAAAUAUGGCACAUGCAAGCACUGCUGCUACCCAAGAAAAUGUCCUAGAAUGGGUCAAGCAGGACAAGAGAAGAAUGCUCCAUGUUGUUUACCGUGUUGGAGACCUUGACAGGACGAUAAAAUUCUAUACAGAGUGCCUAGGGAUGAAAUUAUUGAGAAAGCGUGACAUCCCAGAAGAAAGAUACACAAAUGCUUUUCUAGGAUAUGGACCAGAGGACUCUCAUUUCGUGAUUGAACUCACAUAUAAUUAUGGAGUUGACAAGUAUGAUAUCGGAUCUGCGUUUGGCCAUUUCGGAAUUGCUGUAGAGGAUGUUUCAAAGACUGUUGAACUCGUAAAGGCAAAGGGAGGGAAAGUAACGAGGGAACCAGGUGCUGUUAAAGGAGGAAAGACUGUAAUCGCAUUUAUUGAAGAUCCUGAUGGUUACAAGUUUGAACUUUUGGAGAGGGGUCCCACACCUGAGCCCCUAUGCCAAGUAAUGCUUCGAGUUGGAGAUCUUGAGCGUGCCAUAAAAUUUUAUGAGGACGCUUAUGGUAUGAAGCUUCUUCGCACACGUGACAACCCGGAAUACAAGUAUACAAUAGCAAUGCUGGGAUAUGGUCCAGAAGACUCGAACGCUGUGAUGGAGUUGACAUAUAAUUAUGGUGUCACUGAAUAUGACAAGGGAAAUGCUUACGCACAGAUAGCUAUAGGCACGGAUGAUGUAUACAAGACAGCAGAAGCGAUAAGACUUUGUGGUGGAAAAAUUACCAGGGAACCAGGACCGCUACCCGGUAUCAGCACCAAGAUUACAGCAUGCCUCGAUCCUGAUGGUUGGAAGACGGUCUUCGUUGACAAUAUAGAUUUUCUCAAGGAAUUGGAGUAAGCUAUUUUUUGAGGAAAUACUAGGCAUAACACGGAACGUCGUGAGGACAUUGAUGCUUCAUCAAAUUACUUCCUCGCCAAAAUGAUGAGUCUACUAUCACGAAAAAGAGCGUUAAAUUGUGCAUUUGUGGAUUGUAUUACAGAAAUUGUCAGCUUCACCACCAUUAAAAGAAUAGAAGCAUGAAAUCUCGUACAUCUGCGUGCUUUUUGUAAUAAGUUUCUUGAACUUAUUUAUGCUACCUUUUCAUACUGGAAAACUCAGUGAAGUAGGGAAUUAGUAGUUCAAAAAACUCAGCAAAGUAGGAGUUUAAUAGUCCUGUCAAAUUUUUUGGUCUAAUAAGAAUAUUGUGCUGAGCAUGUAA
Lycium barbarum (goji berry) is the source of this 1578-nucleotide messenger RNA. RefSeq names its product probable lactoylglutathione lyase, chloroplastic. Gene Ontology annotation, cellular component: cytoplasm. The record is from RefSeq and is a predicted model, not a curated record. Gene Ontology annotation, molecular function: lactoylglutathione lyase activity; metal ion binding. Lineage: Eukaryota; Viridiplantae; Streptophyta; Magnoliopsida; Solanales; Solanaceae. The transcript has 9 exons. The coding region runs from base 132 to 1217 and encodes 361 amino acids.